CCCUGAAAGCGACGAAAAGUCGUGGCUUUGAAAGCGACGCCAUUUUAACUCAAAUUUGCCAGUUUUUCUUCUUCGUCUACUUUGCCUCGAGAACCUAAUGAAGUUAGACCCUGUUCGUGAAUUUCAUUACCGUGGAUCGUGAUAGGUUGAUUCGGUUGGAUUGCUGGGAGCGCAACUUGGGGGACGCCGACAGUUUAUUUCCUAGACAGUCGCCUAUAUAAAGGUCCACCAAGCCCUCCCCACUUUAUCAACAUAGUAAGAGCGCCACGAGAGAGAGAGAGAGAGAGAGAGAGAGAGAGGAUGAGAUCAGGAGCUUGUUCUGCUCUUCUUCUUCUUCUUCUUCUUCGUCUGCUGUUGAUUCAUGGUCUCUCCUUGCCGCUCGCAAGCUCAAGAACCACCGUCCACAGAGGCCAAUUCCCUCCCUCCUUCCUGUUUGGCACCGCCACUUCCUCUUUCCAGAUUGAAGGGGCCUACCUGCAGGGGAACAAAAGUCUCAGCAAUUGGGAUGUCUUCUCACACAUACCAGGCAAAAUAGAAGAUGGAAGCAAUGCUGACGUGACGGAUAAUCACUAUAAUCUCUUUAUGGAAGAUAUAGAGUUGAUGUGUGAUCUCGGGGUGGAUGCAUACAGGUUUUCCAUAUCUUGGUCUAGAGUUCUUCCUAAGGGAAGAUUCGGGGAGGUCAAUUCAGAAGGCAUUGAGUUCUACAACAAUCUCAUUGAUGCCCUUUUGGUCAAAGGGAUAAAGCCGUUUGUGACGUUGAACCAUUACGACAUUCCUCAACUGCUCGAAGACCGGUAUGGUGGGUGGUUGAGUUCCGAAAUACAGCUGGAUUUUGGCUACUUUGCACAAGUCUGUUUCGAAGCUUUCGGAGAUAGAGUGACUUAUUGGACCACAUUUAAUGAGCCCAACGUGUUCAUCUAUGAUGGUUACGUGGUGGGGACUUACCCUCCCGGCCGGUGUUCCUACCCAUUCGGCAAUUGCUCCUACGGCGACUCCGCUCUAGAACCCUACAUUGCAACCCACAAUCUGGUGUUGUCCCAUGCCACGGCCGCUCAAAUUUACCGGAAGAAUUACCAGGAAAAACAAGGAGGAAUGAUUGGUAUAGUGAUUUCUGCUGCAUGGUACGAGCCGUACAGCGACACUCCGGCCGAUCGUUUGGCUGUCCAACGAGCUUUAGCUUUCGAUUUUGCAUGGUUUGUAGACCCUUUCGUAUAUGGAGAUUAUCCGCCGGAGAUGCGUCAAAUCGUGGGUUCGAGAUUGCCGACAUUUUCGGCGGAAGAGCGGAACAGACUCGACGCAAAGUUGGAUUUCAUUGGAAUAAAUCACUACACGACUAAAUACGCGAAGGACUGCAUGUUCUCUCCGUGCACUUCGCCUUACUCUCUAGGGGAGGCGUUCGUGUAUGUCACCGGAGAAAAGGAUGGAGUUUACAUCGGCGAACGGACUGCAAUGUCGGAUUUCUUCAUCGUUCCGAGGGGCAUUGAAGGGAUCGUUACCUACGUCAAAGAAAGAUACAACAACACGCCCAUGUUCAUCACCGAAAACGGGUACGCGCAAUUUGCGGGUCCAAUCGAUGACUCGCUGAAUGACACAAAGAGAAUAGAGUACCAUGAGGGCUAUCUUGCCGUCUUAAGUGAAGUUGUGAGAAAAGGAGCCGAUGUGAGGGGAUAUUUCAUCUGGUCUCUACUAGACAACUUCGAAUGGCUCCAUGGAUAUUUGGUCCGAUUUGGGCUGCAUUAUGUGGACUUCCAAACACUGAAGAGAACACCCAAAUGGUCAGCGACGUGGUACAAGGAGUUCCUCUCUGAAGGCAAUAAUACUCGACCGAUUCGGAAAACAUCCACCUACGAAAUGUAGCAUCGUGUGUCUUGGAAACAAUUAUCAUGUGUGUAAUAAUAGAAUAUCCUUGCGAUAUUGUCUUAACUUGAUCACAUGGUAAGUCAAGUUGGGGUCCUAAUUUUUUUGAGUGCCCCAGGUUGUAUUUGAGACAGUGAACAGCAAAUGCUUGUAUACACAAUGGAUUUUUUACUUCUAAAAUCUGGAACUAAGCUGUAUUUCUAC
Messenger RNA from Eucalyptus grandis, 2061 nucleotides. RefSeq names its product beta-glucosidase 18. Gene Ontology annotation, molecular function: beta-glucosidase activity. NCBI's taxonomy places the organism in Eukaryota, Viridiplantae, Streptophyta, Magnoliopsida, Myrtales, Myrtaceae. Bases 301 to 1857 code for a protein of 518 amino acids. The record is from RefSeq and is a predicted model, not a curated record. The transcript has 12 exons. Gene Ontology annotation, biological process: carbohydrate metabolic process.